AUGACCAUCUCCCAGGAGCCAGCAAUCGUGGCAGAGGCCCAGGACUCGAACACACGCCAAGUGUAUGCCAAAGCCCCCAUCAUCGUGUCCGAGUCUGAGGUUGUUGCCACGCCAACGCCCUCGCCAGGGCCUGAUCGAUAUCUUGUAGUGUCGCCCUAUACAGAGCAGCAACAUCUGCUUGACCUCGAUACCCUCGAUACCGAAAACCAACUUCUCGCGCUCGCCCUGACACAAAUGAGGUGCCUGCGGGAUGACUAUGCCACAGCGCCAUACCUUGACACAUUCAACUGGCCCGACAUCAUCGAUACUCUCCGGGCACUUGCCAACCAGAGACAACAUGUAUGGAGGAAAACUUCCUUCUACAUUGUUGCCUUUCGGUCCCGUAUCCCUCCCACGACAAUCUAUGCAGAGCUAGGAACCCUCGACAAAGCAGCCCACGUGGAAGCCACGUCGAGCGGUGGGUUCCUCAAGUAG
Podospora pseudocomata is the source of this 474-nucleotide messenger RNA. RefSeq lists its product as uncharacterized. Bases 1 to 474 code for a protein of 157 amino acids. The transcript has a single exon. The record is from RefSeq and is a predicted model, not a curated record. Lineage: Eukaryota; Fungi; Ascomycota; Sordariomycetes; Sordariales; Podosporaceae.